AUGAUUACUUAUCUUUUAUAUUCAGUUCUCUUUUUUUUUUUUUUAUAUCAAUGUCCUUUCUUUUCUCGACACAAACAUAAUUUCACACACUGUCCGGCUGUAACAGAGGUAUACACUUUCUUCCUCACUUUGUUUCGCCUUUUUCUUUCCUUCCUUUUCUUCUAUCGACAGCUCGGCUUCCAACCCGACUUACUGCAACAGGAAUGUACACUUUCUUCCUCUCUUUGGUUUUCUUUUUUCUUUCCUUCUUCUUUACACAAUUCAGCUUAUAACAGAGGUAUACACUUUGUUUUCUCUUUUCUUUCUUCACACAAUUCAACUUGUAACAGAGGUAUAUACUUUCUUCCUCUCUCUGGAUAUCCCCUCUCUCUCAGAACCACCUGCUUCUCUCUCCUUCUCACUUAUCAUACUGCCCCUCUCUCUCUCUCCCUCCCUCACAUCAUACUGACUCUCACACUUCACAUCUACCUGCCUCUCUCUCUCUCUCACAUUUACCCCGCUCUCUCUUACAUACAUUUACCUGCCUCUGACUAUUUCGCCUCUCUUUUCUUAUCUACAUGUCUGACCAUCUCUUCAUAUUUGUCUCUCUCUACUUGUCUUUAUUUCUGUCUCUCUCUCACUGUUCCUAUCUAA
Molecule: messenger RNA, 633 nt
Organism: Acanthosepion pharaonis
Lineage: Eukaryota; Metazoa; Mollusca; Cephalopoda; Sepiida; Sepiidae
Source: the annotation of a GenBank genome assembly